UGCUGAUCUUCCUGUCGCGGACAAAAUGCGUAACCGAUUUGACGUUAGCUGUUUAUCAUGGAGGAAUAUGCCCGUGAACCCUGCCCAUGGAGGAUAGUUGAUGACUGUGGGGGUGCUUUUACCAUGGGGGCCAUUGGAGGAGGGGUGUUUCAGACUGUCAAAGGCUUUCGGAAUGCACCUGUGGGUGUUCGACACAGGUUAAGAGGUAGCGCAAAUGCGGUGAGAGUAAGGGCACCACAAAUUGGAGGUAGUUUUGCUGUUUGGGGUGGACUGUUUUCAACCAUAGACUGUGGUCUUGUUCGUUUGCGGGGUAAGGAAGACCCUUGGAACUCCAUUACCAGUGGGGCAAUGACUGGAGCUAUACUCGCAGCACGCAGUGGUCCUCUAGCUAUGGUGGGCUCUGCAAUGAUGGGUGGAAUUCUGCUUGCCCUAAUCGAGGGAUUUGGGAUACUUCUUACUAGAUACACAGCACAGCAGUUUCAGAAUUCAAGUCCUAUUGUGGAGGACCCAAAACAGCUUCCCCCGAAAGAAGAGACACGUGGUUAUGGACAGUAUCAAUAACUAAAGUAUUAUAGACUGAAUGAAAAGAGAGGAUUGUUAGUUUACAGCAGUGAUACUCGACUCCAGUACUGGGAACCCACUGCUCUGCACAUUUUUUGUCUUACUUGUUUACAGGCCUGAUUCAGAACAUUAACUCUUUAGCUUAAAGCAGUGUUUCUCAACCACGAUCCUGGAGGGCCACCACCAAAAAGCAGAUUUGUUUUAUUUGUAUUGUGCAGCAUAUAUGCAUAGUAUAUGUUGUGAAAAGAAGAAAAAUAAAUAAAUCAUUGUAUGAAUGCUGUAAUGUUUAAAUAAUUUUCGAUUAAAAACGCACAAAGGUCAUAAGACCAUCAGAGAGAAUGCAGCAACUUUUAUUUCUCACAGGAUGCGUUCUCUGUUCUCGUGGUCUCCUGUGUUCGUUCUUCUGUGGUAACUUACGUUCUCUGCGUGCUUGAAAUUGGGAAAUAGCCAAAGACUCGUAAUGUGACAGGCAAAGGAGAUACAUCCAAAACAUACAGUGUUGGUGGUCCUGAGAAACACUGUCUUAAAGCAUCAUGGACUUAAUUGUGUGGGUCAGAUUAGGGCAACGUUAAAAACAAAUGUGCAGUCUGGUGGGUCACCAGUACCCUUCAGAGACGGGGAUACUCUGAAUCUUUUGAUUCUCUAUUAGUUACUCAGGGGCAAGUAAAUAAUUUGUAUUAUGUAUAGACUGUAAUAUGCACUUUCAGAAUUUUUGUGUUGCAAAGGAAAACCCAAAGAUUUUCAUUCAUGCAGAAAUCCUAUCUUAUUGGUAAUACAGAUUUACUUUAUACAGGAAUGAUAACAUCUCAAACAAGUCUAAAGCAAAUAUACUGUACAAUAGGGUAUAUGCAGAAGCACGCAGAGGCACUUUUUUGUGUCAGUAAUAGGCAAAGGCAACUUUUAAAACCGGCAAAUUUUUCUGUAAUACCGUUCCUAAGGUAUGUGUACGAUUUUUUUAUUUACAUUUUUUUCAGUUCCUUAGGACAACAGUAUCUCCAGCAAAAGAAAAUAUCCAAAAAUGCAGAGUUUUUGAAACUAAUGAAGACAGCAGAAGUCAAUGAUUCAUUUGAAUUAUUGAGCCUGACAUGUUUACUGCUCCAAAAUAUUUUAAAUAUUUCAAAAAUAAAAUAUAUUGUUUUCAAAGGGGAAAAAAGUUUUUGCUUUUUAGAAAUUUAAAAGGAAAAGAUUUUAGAGCAGUAAUCACAAUACUGUGAAACCGUGAUUUUUUUUUAUCCAAGGUUAUCAUACCGUCAGAAUCUUAUAGCGGCCCAUGCCUAGUUCGUAACCUGGGUCAAGCACUACCGGUGAACUGUAUGCCAUUACAAAAUCGGCACGUUUAAGGUCUGUUUUUUUUUUUUUUUUAAUCAACAUUCUUCACUGACUGAGUGAUAUACGCUAUAAACUGGGUCUCAGAAUGUACAAGCACUGCAUUAAAUUCAUUUGUUCUGUGCCAUGUCUUUAAAGUAUUUAAAUUUAUUUUACUCCAGCAUUUCCAAUGGUGUUUCUGCGCUAGCCUGCUGAUCCUGAUGGGUGCGUGCGAGCGAGUAAACAGCUUUUUAUCUCGGUUUACGCUUCAACAACUAAAUGAAUGCUGAAGUCUAUUUAACUGAUUAUAUUUUAAUCAAAUUGCAACAUCAAUACUGUAAAAGGAACUUUAUAAAUUUGAAAAAGUCACAUUAACUAUUCACUGGAAGUAUAUCGGUAUAGGAUAAAACACUAGCUCUGCAUAUACACUAUUAUGAAGCUGUUUCUAUGCUAGUAUAAUAUUCACAGAAUCACAUAACUCAUUGGUAGGAGACACAUGCAAAAUAAAAACAAUGUGUUAAAAUAGGCUGAAAAUAUUGAACUUUUAAAAUGGAAUGUUCACAAAAUCAGUCUUGAACCAAAAAAAAAGUUGUGUUUAUUACACAUCAUUUUAUUUUCUAUAAAUUUAUCCAGACUGCAAAUCAGGUCAAAAAUGGUGCAAAUAUUUUGUAUUGCAGGAAUGUAAUAAAGAACCCUGGCGCAGUGCAUUCCUGACCUCAGAUAUACAGUGUAAAAGCCUACUGUCAUAAUCAUCGGAUGAGUUUUAUCUUGCAGCACUUUACAUUUAGCUUAAAUUAGUUAUUUACAUCUGUUGGAGUUAUUAAGAAGAAUAUGAAUUGUUGUUUAAGAUAAUCAUAAUUUUAUUUGAACAUCAUUAAUGCUAUUUUAUGCAUAGUAGCACAGCAUACCUACUGUAUGUUUUAUAGGUUGUUAUUUCUAUAUUAAGUUAUUAUUGAAAUCUUUGAAAAAAAGUUUCUCCAGGAUCUUUUCCUAUUCAAUAUGCAUACCGUCACCGUUCCCAUUGUUUGAUGAUAAUAUUAAUUGAUAAAGAUAUAUUUUAACUCCAAUAUGAUGUGCAGUCAGAAAAGGAAUGAUGAAGUUCAUAUAACUUUAAUGUUCAUUUAAAUGUAAGCCAUUUACGUUUGUGUUAUAUCUAGUUUGUAUGUUUGUUUAUUUGUUUUUGAACACUAUAGAGACAAGAAUACAAUAUAGAAUAUGUGUGUUAGUAGCCUGCCUCAAUAAAGUAUUUUUGGGUAA
This is a messenger RNA of Danio aesculapii, 3123 nucleotides long. It is a transcript of the gene timm17b, whose product is annotated as translocase of inner mitochondrial membrane 17 homolog B (yeast). The transcript has 6 exons. Gene Ontology annotation, biological process: protein import into mitochondrial matrix. Gene Ontology annotation, cellular component: TIM23 mitochondrial import inner membrane translocase complex; mitochondrial inner membrane. NCBI's taxonomy places the organism in Eukaryota, Metazoa, Chordata, Actinopteri, Cypriniformes, Danionidae. Gene Ontology annotation, molecular function: transmembrane protein transporter activity. The coding region runs from base 58 to 561 and encodes 167 amino acids. The record is from RefSeq and is a predicted model, not a curated record.